GCGCAUCUGAUCGUCUCUGCUUGGAUUGCCAUUGAGGGAUACAGAGGCAUUGAUAUCGCUGAAUGUACAUUGCUUAGGGAAUAAUUACGCAGGUUCAAACAGGGGAGCUUUGUUUGUCUUCCACCCUCCCAUAAAUACUUGUCACACCUCUCGUUAUCCUUCAACCCCCUCCACACCAACAACUUACCCCUCAAUUGUCUAAACCGACUGUCAACAUGAAGCCCACCUGGUGGCCCGGCGAGAAGCACGAAGACUUCACAGAAUGGGCUAAAACACAAGGAAUCGUCAUCAAUGGGGUCAGUCCAGCGCGAUUCCCCGGCCGCGGUCUCGGUAUGAUCGCAACGCGAAAGAUAGAAAAAGAUUCCAUCCUCGUCAAAGUCCCCCACUCCGCAAUGCUCACGCCCUCCAAACUCCCAUCCACGUUCACCUCGCGCUUCCCAUCAGAUACACCAACCCACACCCUCUACGCCGCAUACCUCACCAACGCCAGUCCCUCCCACCUCACACCAUGGCGCAACACCUGGCCCACAAUGGAGGACUUUACCUCUAGCAUGCCGAUCCUCUGGUCUUCAUCUUCCCCCCUCUCACCCAGCAGCAACAGCAACACCAGCAAAAUCCAGGACCUCCUCCCACCCUCCAUCUCCAACACCUGGAGCACCAUAACCCCCGGGAAACGGAAACACAAGUACGACACACGGCAUCAGAACCUCCUCAAAGCACAAGAAACCCGUCUCCGCAAAGCAUGGGAUAUCGUUGUCCGGGUAUUCCCCAAGACAGAUAAAGAGCUGUUCACGUACCAUUGGGUGAUUGUGAACACGCGAAGCUUCUUUUAUCUUCUGCCGGGGGCGGAGAUGCCGGAGGAUAGGAAUGAUGCGAUGGCGUUGGUGCCGUUUGCGGAUUAUUUUAAUCAUUCGGAUGUGGCGUGUAAUGUCAAGUUCGACGGGGCGGAGUAUGUCUUUCGUGCGGCGAAGGAGUACAAUGAAGGCGAGGAAAUCUACAUGAGCUACGGGCCUCAUUCGAACGAUUUCCUGUUCACAGAAUACGGCUUCUACCUCGACACCAACGCCUCCGAAACCCUCUAUCUUGAUGAGAUAAUCCUGCAGGACCUGAAUGCCUCAAAACAAGAAGAACUCGAGUUCCACCAGUACUACGGAAACUACCAACUCACCUCCGAGGGCGUCUGCUACCGAACAGAAAUCGCCGCCGGUUUAACCUACAUGCCACUACGACUUUGGCAGGACUAUGUGCUCGGAUACUCGACCGACGGGGUGGAUGAGAAGAUGUCUGCGGCUGUGAUUCGGGGCUGGAUUGGUGUGUAUAUCAAGGAAGCGGAUGUGGCGAUUGCGCGGUUAGAGGAUUUGUAUAUUGCCCAGACGGAGGAUCAAGGUGUGGUUAGGAUGCUGUUGAAGAGGUGGAGGCAGAUUCGGGGGCUUUGUGAGGAGGCGAUUGAUCGGGUGUCUUCAUGAUAUGAUAUCAUUUCUAUCUGGGGAAUGGAUGUGUAUAGAAUAAGGAAGGGGUAUAUUAACUAGUAGUAUCAAUCGGUUCAAAUAUAAGUACAGACAUCCGUUCUGGAAAGACUACAGAAUGUCAAUCGGAAUGGCGCUGGCAUCUCUUUGCUUCGACGUGUGCU
Aspergillus piperis CBS 112811 is the source of this 1630-nucleotide messenger RNA. RefSeq lists its product as uncharacterized. The record is from RefSeq and is a predicted model, not a curated record. The transcript is spliced from 6 exons. The coding region runs from base 216 to 1466 and encodes 416 amino acids. Gene Ontology annotation, biological process: peptidyl-lysine monomethylation. Lineage: Eukaryota; Fungi; Ascomycota; Eurotiomycetes; Eurotiales; Aspergillaceae. Gene Ontology annotation, molecular function: protein-lysine N-methyltransferase activity; protein binding.